AUGCCAAGCUUAAAUAAUAUAAAACUAUCUAUAAAUUAACCUCCUUAAUGUUCAAAAUUAUUUAUUACUCGUUCAAGUGACUUAGCACUCAAUGAUAUCUAAGUUACAACAAUAUGUUAGCAAUCAAAUGAUUUUCCUUACAGAUAUUAACUUAAAUUAUUUUUGAGAGAAUCAGAUUUGAUUUGGUUUUUGCAAGGCUAAUCAGACUAUUCUUUAAUUUAUUAUCCAUUUUAGAAUUAAAAUUAUUUCUCAUUUAAGAUUUCUACAUCAGUUGACUUUUCGGCAGUAGGAGUCCUUAUUUAAGUACUUGAUGGUGGAGGAUCGAUAUCUAAUGUUUUUGAAAAGAUUACUUAGAAAUCUGCUAAUAUUAAUUGUACUUCAAUUUAAUAUUAGAAUUAUACCUUAUAAAAUAAGAUAUCAUUAUUAUUUGAAGCAAUGAAUCAGAAUUGUGAUCAAUUACAUAGAAGAAUUUAUCAUGAUUUGCUCUAUUAAUCAAUUUUGCCAGAUUCAAAUGAUAAUAACCUUAAAUUUUAGGCUAUAAAAUUAUAUAAUAAGUUUUUAAAUAAAUCUGUAUCAAUCAAACCUUAAAAUCGGUUAUUAAAUGAAGAAUCUCUAUAAAUGUGCUAUGAUCAAUAUACAACAUACUUUUAUGUUACAAACCCUCCCACUGAAAUUUAGAUAAAUUUAACAUAAAAACUAGAAGGCUUAAAAGAAAAUAUUGUUAAAUUGGAUGCGGCUUUAAUAUAUUUAAAUUAACUAAAGCAGCAAUGUGAAGAGGAACUUCAUCGAAAUAUAUUUGUUUGGAAUGAAGAGAUCUUUUAAUAGUAUGAAAACUCUUAAGAUGGUUUAAUUAAUCUGUUAUACUUUGUUGAUGAUAUAUAUUCAGAUUUCUCAACAGUUGAUAUAAAAAAUGAAACAACUUAUCAAAUGAUAGUUGGAUUAUUAAAAUAUAUUCCUAUGAUAAUAGAGAUCACAUAAAAUACAAUUCUUGUAAACGAUAAGCCUAUUGUCAUUUAAGGAGACUAGAUUCUUUAGUAGAUUAAAAGAAGAACAAAAUAAUUCUUCAAUUAAUAAUUUAAUAUUGAUGCUACAUAAGAAGAUUAUCUAAUAGAUUUUAUUUAAUACGAAUCAACAUAUCUUUUAUCAAAUCCUUUAAGAUUUUCUGCAGAUUUUGAUAAUCUUCUAUAAAAAGAAUUAAAUGAUGAAAGCUUGAAAAUUUACUCUAAAUAUUAUUACUAAAUAAAAUUAAAAAAUGUAUACAAAAACAGGUUUAUUGAAUUUGAAGAUUUUCCUUCUAAAUACAGUACAAAGUUUGGAAACUAUUAAAUAUGCACCAAUGAUACUUAAAUAUUAAAAGUAUAUGAAAUAUAGUGUUUACUAAAAACACUUUCUGGAAAAAUCCAUAAGUGCAAAGUAAAUAGGAUAUUAAAUAAUGAUACAAUGGAGCAAAGUUGCGAAUGUUAUGAAUUUGGAGAUAUUUUUCUUACAACUUCUACUAGUAUUAGUAAAGUAAUUGUAAACAAUACUUAAUAAUAAGAAUUGGAAAUAGAUAAUGUUUUCUCAUUAGAAUAAAUUUUUGUUUUAAUAAUUUGUACUGGUUCUUUGACACUUAUAAACUUUACUAUCUAUAUAUUUUACUUAAUCAAAGAUUGCUAAAACUAGAAAGAUAUCAUUAUUGAAAAAAGUAAUUUGAAUCCCCCAUUUCAUUAGGAUUAAAAGACUCUAAUGUAUUAGGGAAAUUCUAUUGUUUUCAAAGAAAAAUUUAAAGUAAUAAUCAAAUAUAUUAAUAGGAAAUCCAUUAAACAGUCUCAUUAUUUUAUUAUAGCGACUAAGACAUUCAACUUAGUUAUAGAAUUUUAGAAGUAUGCUCUUAAUUCAAUUUGUUAUUAUCUUUAACAAUUCUUGAAUGUUCUAAUUAAACCAAUUAAAUUCAUUUCAUUUUCCUAUUCAUAAUGAUAAAUCCAAUUAUAAUUUUGAUAUUAAGAAUAUUUUAUAAGAUAAUUGAAGCUAUUUAUAGAUUCAGAAGAAUCGCUGCUUUUAUUAGUAACUUUAUUCUAAUAAUGUUAUUAAUGGCACCCAAUCUUAUCUUACUAAUAUUUUUCAAAUUAAGGUAUUUUAAUCUACUAUUUUAGAAUAUAAAUUUAAUAAGAAUAAUAUAUGGUUGCUAUAAUCUUUUUUGGUAACAUUUUAAUAUCACAAAUCCUUAUAGAACCGAUUACAGUUUUUGUUAGAAUCAUUUUUUAUAGAUUGAUAACAACGAGUAUUAAAAAUAUGGAUAUGAAUCCCAUCUAUCAUUUAAUGCACUUUUUUGUAAUGCAUAGUAGUUUAGAAGAAAUAUUUGAAGAGUUUACAAGAAUGUGA
Paramecium primaurelia is the source of this 2361-nucleotide messenger RNA. Lineage: Eukaryota; Ciliophora; Oligohymenophorea; Peniculida; Parameciidae. The record is from the annotation of a GenBank genome assembly.